Molecule: messenger RNA, 1240 nt
Organism: Sceloporus undulatus (fence lizard)
Lineage: Eukaryota; Metazoa; Chordata; Lepidosauria; Squamata; Phrynosomatidae
Gene: IZUMO1
Product: izumo sperm-egg fusion 1
Exons: 9
Coding region: 1-1017 (338 amino acids)
Biological process (GO): sperm-egg recognition; fusion of sperm to egg plasma membrane involved in single fertilization; heterotypic cell-cell adhesion
Cellular component (GO): plasma membrane; acrosomal membrane
Molecular function (GO): protein binding involved in heterotypic cell-cell adhesion; signaling receptor binding
Source: RefSeq, a predicted model, not a curated record
AUGUCUUGGCUAGUGUUUUGGCUAAUAGCCCAAAUGAUUGCUGGAUCCCACAGCUGCCUGAAGUGCAGCAAGGAUGCCAUGGCACUUAAGGAUGAAUUCAAAAAUGAGUUCCUGGAGAGGAAACUCCGUGCGGAGCCAGACCUUAAAAAAAAACUGCAGGAGCUUGUGGACAAUACCAUAGAGGGCCUGUCACAUCAACGCAUAGAUCCUGAAAAGUACAUGGCUAUGAUUGAUGAAACUACACUUGGAAUACUUGCCACCCACUUCAAACGCUCUAUGAACCGAAUAAUGGAAAAUGACUUUGAAGAUGGGCAGCUUUUUAAUGAGGUGAACUGGAGCCUUCAGAAACUGACAACUACUUUUCAGGAGAUCAUGCCAGCAAUUACAAAGCUGCAUUGUAGCAAUGAGUGUGGUGUAAUGAUGUAUGUCUCUAUCAACUGCUUCAAUUGUGUCACACGCUCCCACUCGUGCAACAAGGGCAUUUAUUGUGGAGAGAGGAGGAUACAAGUAGAAAUGGAUGAAGAUCUUAUUCUGGACUGUGCUCUGAGAUGGCACAAAGCAAGCCAUGGUAUGAAGAUGUAUAGAUUCUACCGGGUGGUGAAUGGCAAACAGCAGGUGAUGACAACUGGCAAAGAUUCCUUUCUGGUGAAGAAAGAGGCAAACAGCAAUGACACAGGCAGAUAUCGGUGUGAAAUGCUGGAUCCGGAGGGAGAUCCUGCCAGCCGACUUGAAUUCCAUGUAGUAGUGUUGCCUCCAGUUGGGAAGACCACUUGGUUCACGCGUCCACAUAUAACUAUGAUGGAAGGUUCCCUUGCCUUGGGUGUUUCUUCCAGGGCACCACCUCCCCAAGAAGACUGGACAGCUUGGAUAGUGAUUGGGAGCACCGGAGGGGUGCUUUUCCUGGUUGUUGCUGGCUUCGUGUUUUAUUAUCGUCGUAAGAACAAGGAAGAUGAGGAGGAAGAUGAAGAAGAAGAUAAAGAGAGUGAGAGUGAGUCUUCAGAGAUGGUAGAAAUGUGAAAUUUCGUCUAUGCUCAAGAAGAUUCAUAUUUGUCAAAUGCUCCUUAUAUUAUACUUGCUCUUCUAAUUCAUUCAUUUAUUAAUGUAUAAAGACAGUGGAUAUAUUGUACUAAAUGAAGACUUUGCUGAGGCUGUACUGGAGAGAAUUAUGUUUAAUUUCUCGGGAAGCCAGGCUUACUGGGUAUUUUUUUCCAUACAAGGCCUCUGAUGCUGCUUGAACAAA